CGAAAAGAAGAAAAGAAAAACAAAAAACUCUUGCCUCUUAUGGGAAAGUAGAGGGGUAGAAGACAGACGCACCAAAGGACAAGUUUCACCUCAUCUUCCCUCCUGCGCGUCAAGAGUUCACCUUGACUCUGACUUAACGGGAAGCUUUUAAAACUUUCUCCAUGAUUGUUUGAGCCGGGCUUCUCGGACCUGUGGACCUUUCACUGCUUGAAGGGCUGUCAACACAAUGGGACGCCUGUCUCUGCUCCUGGUUGUCACUCUCUCCCUACUCACCUGCCAGGUUUUGUGCUCCGGAGUGUUUGAGCUGAAGCUGCAGGAGUUUCUCAACAAGAAAGGGAUAGCGGGGAACGCCAACUGCUGCGCCGGAGGCUCCGCACAUCCGCAGGGCCACCAGCAGUGUGAAUGCAAGACUUUCUUUCGGAUUUGUCUGAAACAUUACCAGGCCAACGUCUCCCCCGAGCCUCCCUGCACCUAUGGCGGGGCUGUGACUCCCGUCCUCGGCUCCAACUCCUUCCAGGUGCCGGAGACCAAUGCGGACAGCUUCACCAACCCAGUCCGCUUUCCCUUCGGGUUCACAUGGCCGGGGACGUUUUCACUGAUCAUUGAAGCUCUGCACACUGACUCCCUGGACGACCUGACAACAGACAACCCAGAGCAUCUGAUCAGCAGGAUCACCACUCAGCGUCACCUCACUGUGGGAGAGGAAUGGUCCAAGGACAUGCAGACAUCUGGAAGAACGGAGCUGCGUUACUCUUAUCGCUUCCUGUGUGACGAGCACUACUACGGCGAUGGCUGCUCUGUCUUCUGUCGGCCACGAGACGAUGCCUUCGGGCACUUUACCUGUGGCGAGCGUGGAGAGAUCAUAUGCAACUCUGGCUGGAAGGGACAGUACUGCACUGAACCAAUCUGUCUUCCUGGCUGUGAUGAAGAACAUGGCUUCUGUGAUAAACCAGGAGAGUGCAAGUGUCGUGUGGGCUUCAGUGGGCGUUACUGUGAUGACUGUAUCCGUUACCCGGGCUGCCUCCAUGGCACCUGCCAACAGCCCUGGCAAUGUAACUGCCAGGAGGGAUGGGGUGGGCUCUUCUGCAACCAGGAUCUGAACUACUGUACACACCAUAAGCCCUGCCUUAAUGGAGCCACCUGUACCAACACUGGCCAGGGCAGCUACACUUGCUCCUGUCUACCUGGAUUCACAGGUGCCAGCUGUGAGAUCCAGGUCAACGAAUGUUCUGGAAACCCCUGUCGCAAUGGAGGCAGCUGCAUGGAUAAUGACAGUGGCUACAAAUGCACCUGCCCACCUGGUUUCUACGGCAACAACUGUGAGUUGAGCGCUAAUACCUGCGCAGAUGGGCCUUGCUUCAAUGGCGGACAUUGUGUCGAUAACCCUGAAGGUGGCUAUUUCUGUCAGUGCCCGAUGGGAUAUGCUGGUUUCAACUGCGAGAAGAAAAUCGACCACUGCUCCUCCAACCCCUGUUUGAAUGGUGCAGAAUGUGUGGAUCUGGUGAACUCCUACCUCUGUCAGUGCCCUGAGGGAUUUUCUGGUCCUAACUGUGAGGACAGCAGCAGCAUCUCUGGAUUCUGUCUGUCCUUCCCUUGUCAGAAUGGCGGGACCUGUCAGGAGGGGGUGAAUGGCUACACCUGUACCUGCCCUCCAGGCUACACCGGCAAAAAUUGCAGCUCCCCCAUCUCCCGCUGCUCUCACAACCCCUGCCACAAUGGAGCCACCUGCCAUGAGCGUGGCGGCCGUUACGUGUGCGCCUGUGUGCCUGGCUAUGGCGGUCACAACUGCCAGUUCCUCUUACCAGAGGCUCCCAGGCUUCAGCCAGUGGUGGAUGGACCGGACCGGCGAUAUUCUUCUGCAGAAAGUGGCAAUGCUCUAGACGAGGAGGAUGACCAUAGCGGAUUCCCGUGGACGGCCGUGUGCGCCGGUGUCUUCCUCGUUCUCGUGAUUCUGAUCGGCUGCUCGGUGCUGGUGGUGUACAUUCGGGUCAAACUGCAAGAGCGGCAGAGUCACAACGGUGACAGUUUCCACAGCGACAGCCAUGAGACCAUGAACAACCUGACAACCACCAACAAUUGUCUGCGCAGUGACAAGGAACUGGGCGCUAUGAUGACCACGUCAGUUAAAAACACCAACAAGAAGGCAGAUUACCAUUCAGACCUCGCAGGGUCGCUGGGUGGUCUGAGUGGAAUCAGUGGACUCAAUGGAUCAGAGAAGAAUGGCUUUAAGACUCGCUAUCCCAGUGUGGAGUACAACCUGGUCCACGAGCUCCGGCCUGAGGAGUUGUUGAUGUGUAAAGAAGAGGAGCACGAAGAACCAGAGGUCAAAUGUGAAAUGCUGGAUGAUUUCGACUCGGAGGAAAUAUACAGGAAGAGACAAAACAGUGAUGCAUCAGAAAAGAAACACGUGGAGGAGUUGCCAAGCUGCAGCGAAGCAAAGUAUCAGUCAUCCAGCGAUCUGAACUAUCACGCAGCAAGUGAUCUUAAAUACCAGUCGACCAGUGAUGUCAAAUGCCAGUCGACCAGUGACGUCAAAUUCCAGUCAACCAGUGAUGCUGAAUACCAAUGUCCCAGUGACAGCAGGUACCAGUGUACCACCGACACCAAAUACCAGUCCGUUUACGUCAUAUCGGACCAGAAAGAUGAAUGUAUCAUCGCUACAGAGGUAUGAUACCAGUACAGACCAGAUCAGACCGGAUUAGUUUCCUCUGGUUUAUGGCGGUCCACACACACCAGUCCUGAGCAGUAGAGCUCAGCUUGUCUCCAGGAGGUUCUACUCCUGCUGUUUGCUGCUGUUCCCGGGGAUUUACCGGAGGACUUUGAGCCAAGGUGCUGCUGAACCAGCACAGAGUCAGUACCAACUUGGCAAGGACUUAGUACUUCUGCGGUACUGCUGGUGAAUACUGGACAUGUAGAUCUAAUGCUGACUCAGUGCUAUGGACAAAGUACCAAAAGACAGUGCUAGCAAUUGUACAAACUUUGUACAGAAACAGUGCUGAAGGAGUACUCGUGCAGUCAAAUGAUGGCUGCUGGAGAACUGAUGAAGAUCACGUUUGAUGUCUGUUGGAGUACUGGAUGAUUGGUAUUACUGCUCAUACCAGGAUGAACUCUUCUCUCCCGAUAAACAGUGAAGUAUUGACUUGGAUGUUGACCGAUGAUAUUGUAGUACCGUGGAGUACUGAUUGAAUGAACAGUGUAGUACCUUUGGAGUACUGAGAACUUUUGAAGUACUGUUGUAGUACUGUUAUGUGCUGUGGUUUUACAAUGCAGUGUAAAAGCUGUCAUGGAUAUUGAACAGUUCAUGUUCUGUGCAGUGCUGCAGAGUAGAUGGUGGCAUUGUAGUAAUGAUAGAAGUGUGUUAGAACUGCAGCUGCUAAGAAUUAAUUUAAAAAAAUCUCAAUUGGAGCUUUCCUGAAAAAAACAAAAAAGAAAUUAAAAUCAGUGGGACUUUUACUCCAGCUAUACAUCUUUAACUCUGCAGCACUGACAGAGACGGUGUUGGCUGAGCUGGUUCUCAGCAGAAAAUCGAGAACUGAAGACUCCAGUAGUGACUGCAGAUUGAUCCAACGUGGAUCCUGUUGGGCCAUACUGGCCUCUGACCCCUGAAGGUUGUGAUACACAGGGCAAUGUUUUGGGCAGGGCAACUCAGGAAACACUUUCAGCACAAAGGGAGACAAACUGAACCAAAUCAGAAAAAAACCCCAUAAAUGUUCAAUAUGUAUUAAUUGAUUUCUGUUGUUCUGUAUCAAAUUCCAUUUGCUGCUUAUCCAUUUACAAAAAAAUACUUAGAAUAGGGGAAAUUAAUGUUGCAUCAAUGAUGGAACAUUAAUUUCGAAAUUGACAAAUUUGUCCAACCUCCGAUGAUGCUGUUGUGUUUCCAGGUGAGCCAAGCUACAAUGGACUAGUCUUAACUGCCAAGACCUCAUUGCACUAUGGAGGUGUGUGUGUAUGAGUGUGUGUGUACAGAAGAGGUGAUGUCUUUGUGUGGUGUCAGAUGUAUGCACUGCCCACUCCUGCUCCCUUCACUCCCAGUCUUCCACUAUUAGCCAAUUGAAGGACACCAUCACCCUGCCUGCCAUUGGUUAGGAUCAUUUGUUUUUAUUUUAUUUGUUAUCUAAAGAAAGACGUAUUCUUUUAAUUUAAUUAUGUAAUUAUUUGUGUUCCAUUUUGUUGUGAUUUUUUGUUAAAUUUGUUAUAAUUUAAGUUGGAUUGUUUUUAUUUGGCAGAUAAUGUAUGUAUGUAAGUAUGUAUGUAUGCAUGUAUGUGUUAGGCACUUGAGACCACUGUGACUGUGUUGUAUUUAAAAGAAAUGUCAUAUGUACAGAGCCUGUCAUUUUUAUUACUGGAA
Molecule: messenger RNA, 4348 nt
Organism: Toxotes jaculatrix (banded archerfish)
Lineage: Eukaryota; Metazoa; Chordata; Actinopteri; Toxotidae
Gene: dld
Product: deltaD
Exons: 12
Coding region: 227-2671 (814 amino acids)
Biological process (GO): multicellular organism development; Notch signaling pathway; cell communication
Cellular component (GO): membrane
Molecular function (GO): calcium ion binding
Source: RefSeq, a predicted model, not a curated record